Messenger RNA from Suillus paluster, 816 nucleotides. RefSeq lists its product as uncharacterized. Lineage: Eukaryota; Fungi; Basidiomycota; Agaricomycetes; Boletales; Suillaceae. The record is from RefSeq and is a predicted model, not a curated record. Gene Ontology annotation, molecular function: zinc ion binding; DNA-binding transcription factor activity, RNA polymerase II-specific; RNA polymerase II cis-regulatory region sequence-specific DNA binding. The transcript is spliced from 5 exons. The coding region runs from base 1 to 684 and encodes 227 amino acids. Gene Ontology annotation, biological process: positive regulation of transcription by RNA polymerase II; negative regulation of transcription by RNA polymerase II.
AUGUAUCUCAAUGGAAAAAUGAACCAAGCAGCUGCUUCCACUGACCCCAACUCGUCUCUCCUCACCCUUGGAGGCACCGCACCUGCAGGCAGGAAAGCAACGCUCACUACGCCUGGCGGCGUGAAAGCCGAGUGCAGCAACUGUGGUGCUACUCAUACUCCGCUGUGGAGGAGGGGUCUGAACGACGAGUUGGAUUGUAACGCAUGCGGUCUUUACUGCAAAUUGCAUAAACGCCCCCGCCCAAAGUCUAUGAGUGGGAGUCAUGGUGAGGGACGACGCGGUGGUGCAUCAUCCCUUGCUUCUGCUUUGUCUGCACUUGCCUCUGCUGCUGCGCUGCCUUCUUCUUCAGCGACGCCUGUUGGGGAGGUGGUCAGUCCUGCUGCGACUACAGUCACUGCAAGUGCAGGUCCGGGUGCAGGUUCAAAUGCAAAUGCGAGUGCAGCUGCGAAUGCAAAUGCCAGCGCAAGCACGAGUGCAAGUGCAGGAAUGGGCAUGGGUGCGGGCAGAGGAGAGCCUGUAGAAAUUUUAGGCAGCGCGCAGUGCUACAACUGUCAUACGACUACAACGCCUUUGUGGAGGAAAGACGACGAAGGGAAGACCGUAUGCAACGCAUGCUGUCCUUACUAUAAACUUGACGGCUCCGCAUGCCUAAUUAGCAUGAAGAUCUCCUGCACCCGUCGAUGAUGCUUCCCCAGGAAGAAGAGAGUUUUUUCGCGACGUAUUUGCAUCCACCGAUGAUUCUCCCGCAGGAGGGUGAGCAGGUGUAGCAUGGGUACGAGUAUGGGCAGGGGAAGCACUAUGAGACGGGUGGGAUGC